Messenger RNA from Lactuca sativa (garden lettuce), 1246 nucleotides. RefSeq names its product putative F-box protein At1g67623. Gene Ontology annotation, molecular function: protein binding. The record is from RefSeq and is a predicted model, not a curated record. NCBI's taxonomy places the organism in Eukaryota, Viridiplantae, Streptophyta, Magnoliopsida, Asterales, Asteraceae.
CAAAGUCUGCCAUCCAUUUAUAUAUGAUACCAUGACCAUCUCUGUAUCUCUUCUUUCCACACGCAUACCAAAUCCGGAAUUGGCAAAUUUGGAUUCCUAAAUCUACUAAAAUCUUCAAUUACCAUUCUACCGAUCCUUAAUUUCCUUGUCAAAACAGUUAAUUUAUGGUUAUUGAUCAUCGUUAAUUACAAUUUUUUUGAAUUAUACAUACAUACAGACAUAUAAGUAGGAUAUCGGACUCCCAGUUUGUAAAUUCGGAUCGGUGUUCUUUAAUCGAUUGAGAAUUUGGCGUUCUUGUGAACUGAUUCUGCGCCAUGGCGAGGAGAGAGAGAAAUUGCAGAUCAUCAUCGAUCGGAAGGAGGAAAAGGAAGAAAAACUCGGUUAGUAUCAACGGAAAAGGUAAAUUAACGAAACGACGACGGUCGCAGCGGCGGCCGGUAGUCGGAUCUCUUCCCGGCGAUCUGUUGAUUGAUGUACUUGCUCGAGUCGCAUCCUCUUCCUUUACGGAUCUCUUCAAUGCCAAAUUAUCUUGUAGGGAAUUUCUUGGAGCAGCAGAAGACGAAUCAAUCUUUCAACAUGUUUCAAUUGACAAGUUUCCCGUAAUUCAUUGGUUUCCUCCGAGUAAUGAACUGCUUUCAUUCCUUAAUCGUUGCAUCGAUUUAGGGAACCCUGAGGCAAUGUUCAGACAAGGAAUGAUAGAAUUCUUCAGUCUUGCGAGGAUAGAAACAGGGCUCGAGUACUUGAAAAGGGCAACUGAGAAAGGUCAUGUGGAGGCGACAUAUGUUUAUGGUAUGAUUAUGCUCUCUAGAGGUGGUCAAUCAAGUCAACAAGGCUUGAAUAUCUUAAACUCAAUGAAGGUAUCAAGAUCCAAUUAUUUAAAAAUACGCGAGUGUCGUGCUAAAAUUAAAGCAAUUAUAAGAGAAAUGUGGAUCAAUAAUUCAAUUUCAUUAAAUGAGGUUGGGUGCAAAUGUGAAGAUAGAAACAAUAUUAGAAAAAGAAAAUUUGACGAUGAAGACGACGUUAUAGGAUGUGAUGCUUGUGGGUGGUAUCGUGAGGUCAUCUCCUUUUGUAAAAUAGUAGAUGGUGUCGUUUAGGAGGGUAUUCAAUUUGCAUAUUUUUUCCGCCACCUACAAAUAUUAAAUUAUUUGAUAUAUAUGUGUGUAUGUACAUAGUUUUAUAUUGUUUAGGUUUGUAUAAUUAACAUUCAAUGUAAUAUGGAUAGAAAUAUGAUUGUUUUAGAGGUAAA